Messenger RNA from Asterias rubens (European starfish), 1954 nucleotides. Its product is annotated as mitochondrial import receptor subunit TOM40 homolog. Gene Ontology annotation, biological process: protein import into mitochondrial matrix. NCBI's taxonomy places the organism in Eukaryota, Metazoa, Echinodermata, Asteroidea, Forcipulatida, Asteriidae. The record is from RefSeq and is a predicted model, not a curated record. The transcript has 6 exons. Gene Ontology annotation, cellular component: mitochondrial outer membrane translocase complex; mitochondrial outer membrane. The coding region runs from base 79 to 1071 and encodes 330 amino acids. Gene Ontology annotation, molecular function: transmembrane protein transporter activity.
CGUCGAUUGCAGACAACCCGUAGAUGAAGACCGGUUCGAGGAUUUUUUCAUUAUAAAACCCGACAUAAAAACCUAAAAAUGGGUACUGUUUUUGCUGCAGAAGCGUCACCUGUGAUGCCAAGUCCACCUAUGCCUGGGAUGCCAGUCUCACCGCCUGUGACGGCAACAGCACCGGCCGGUGUUGGGAGCGAAUCGACGGCGGCUGGGAAUGGAGGUUUGCCCAAUCCGGGAAGUUUUGAAGAUCUAUUCAAGAAAGUUAAAGAGGUUUUUCCUCAGCCAAUAGAGGGCUGUAAGAUGGUCAUCAACAAGGGAUUAAGUAAUCACUUCCAGAUCAGUCACACUCUGUCCCUCGGCGCCUUUAGUCCGUCCUCCUACCACUUUGGGACGACCUACGUUGGAUCAAACCAAAUUAGUCCCUCAGAGGCGUAUCCAGUGAUGCUGGGUGACAUCGAUACCUCAGGAAGUCUCAACGCACAAAUUAUUACCCAGCUCGCAAAUAGGUUACGAGGGAAAGUAGUGGUUCAGACGCAGCAAACUAAAUGGGCGGUUUACCAGGGUGAAGUAGAAUACAAGGCUCCGUCAUUCACCGGUACCUUGACAGCAGCUAACAUUAACCCACUGGAAGGUUCCGGUAUCAUUGUUGCUCACUACCUACAGAGCGUGUCCGAGAGGUUAGCGCUGGGGGCCGAAGUUCUAUUCCACUACGGUCAGGGUCAACAGGCGACUGUCCCGUCGCUAGCAGGAAAAUAUUCAUCCAACAACUGGAUAGCAUCCGGUACACUCGGCAUGACAGCAUGCCACGCGGCAUACUACCACAAGGGGAAAGACGUCCAGUUCGGGGUAGAAUUUGAAAGUAACUUCAGAGCUCAGGAAAGCGCAUUAGCAUUCGGCUACCAAGUGGACAUCAAUCCAGCCAACGUAACGAUUAAAGGAAUGCUAGACUCCAAUUGGACCGUAGCGGCCGUGAUGGAGAAAAGACUACAACCGUUACCAUUCACCUUCCUCCUAAGCGCCGUCCUCAACCACUGGAAAAGCCAAUACCGCGUCGGCUUUGGGCUUAUGAUAGGUUGAGGUCAAAGGUCGUCACUAGGUAGCAAUUUUUCCAUAAUAAAAUAAACUUUCAAGUAAAAAAGGUUAGUCCUAAACUCGGGUAUCUGUUUGGUAGAGUGCUUCAACUUGUAGUGGUCUCAGAAUAUAGUUUUCAAUAUUCGAGGAGAUGUUUGGAGGAAAAUAUCAAAUUGAUAAAUAGCCAAAUAUCUUUCUCGUUACAAACUCGGUCUGUGUGCCAAGUUCCAUGCUUGUAUCAUCAAAGGCUUGUAUAAUGUCGUAUCGCCAUGGUUAUCAGUGAAAAUUUGAUCAGUUUUCAUACAGGUUGUAUGUAUGUACACCAUUUCCAUAGCACACUGGAAAUGGGGCACCAGCCAAAACACCAUAUGAUCUCUAUUGCAUGCUGCCGGUCCUCUGCCUAGUUUUUGCCUCUGCGGAUGCUUACAGUAUUGCAAUAUUUGCUGAUGGGAAUGAAGCUUGGGUAUGGACUUUGGCCCAUGUGACUUCUGGUCACUACAUGUGUGAUGUAUAAAGUUGAAGCAUUCUAUAAACAUUGGAGUGAAGGAGUUUUUAACUUCACAUAGAGAUGAAGACAAUUAUGACAUUUUGGUAUAUCCAGCCAGGAACUUUUGUUUUUGAAAGAGCAAAAUCAAUGGUGUCAGAGGCUGUGUUUCUUCGGCAGCAAUUGCGUUGCCAAAGGAAUUGGAUAAGUUUUCCAGAGUUUUCCGUUUAAUCGCCGGAGCGUUUCGUUUGAAAGUUCAAAAUGCUAAUGGGCACGCUCACUUGUGAUUCACGGCACAGUGAUGCGGACCAGUGGAACGUUCUGGCAGACCAAUAGACUGCGGUCGUGUGCCAACGUGAUCGCUCUUUUGCGCUGAGAACGUGCCUGUCUUUUUUCAGGCAGUCC